Nicotiana tabacum (common tobacco) is the source of this 733-nucleotide messenger RNA. RefSeq lists its product as uncharacterized. Lineage: Eukaryota; Viridiplantae; Streptophyta; Magnoliopsida; Solanales; Solanaceae. The record is from RefSeq and is a predicted model, not a curated record.
UCAAACAUGAAGACAACAAGUUUUUCUCUAAGCUUCUUUCAAAGGAAAAUUGCAAAGCUUCUUUUUCUAUUCCUUCUUUUAGAGUUUACUAUAAUGAUGUUCCAAGUUCUGUCCCUUUUACUUGGGAGUUACAUCCUGGUACUCCUAAACAUAAUACAUUUUCUGAAACUUCUUUGUUGCCUCCUCUUACUCCUCCUCCUCCUUACUACUCAAACACUAAUAAUAAUACCAACAAAAAAUCCAUUAAAAGGAGUUCAAGAUCCAACAUUUUUCAUGCUUUAAUCAUGAAGUUUAAUAUUAAAAAAUCUCAAUUACCUUUAUCACUUUCUUCUCAUUCUUCUUCUUCAUUGCCAUGGUCAUCUUCUUCACAAUAUUCCUCAUUCUCUGCACCUACAACGCCUUCAAAUUUCAAUGGACGACGUCGUUUUUGUAGCCAAGGAUCGUCUUUUGAUGAUUAUCAUGAAGAUAUAUCGCCAGCAUCAAAAUUAUGUUUUGGUAUGAGCAACAAAGCUAGUGGAAAUUCACUCUUUAUGGUGAAAAAAAACUUGUUUUCCAUCGUCGGUGGUCGUGGAUCUAACUAAGGUUGUUUAGAAUUCAUCAUUUCUUUGAAUUAUAAUUAUAUUUUGUACUCUUUUUGUGUCAACAUUAUAACCUGUUGGUAUGUUCUCCAAGAUGAAUGUAAUUAACUUAUUUACUAUUCAUAUGAUCAUUUAUUUCUUUUGCUUUUUAAAUA